Molecule: messenger RNA, 3402 nt
Organism: Oncorhynchus gorbuscha (pink salmon)
Lineage: Eukaryota; Metazoa; Chordata; Actinopteri; Salmoniformes; Salmonidae
Exons: 8
Coding region: 1033-2067 (344 amino acids)
Biological process (GO): T cell activation; interleukin-15-mediated signaling pathway; positive regulation of ERK1 and ERK2 cascade
Cellular component (GO): external side of plasma membrane; membrane raft
Molecular function (GO): MHC class II protein binding; protein tyrosine kinase binding
Source: RefSeq, a predicted model, not a curated record
UGGCCGCGCACGGGUUUACUUUCAAGGCCCAAUUUAGCUUUGUUCAAUCCAAACAUCUGGACGUCUUUUCCGCGUUGAUAAACGGUGACGUCAUAUAGGUACCUGUACAACCGUAGCCAACAGCGCGACCCUGUCAUUAUGACAUACAUUUUGGAAUGUUGCUGUAUGAUCGCUAGGAAAACAGUUGAACUCGUGGCCCCAUUCAAAACAUGUAGCCUCUUCCUGCUAUGCUGAUUUAAUUCAAGAAAUCAAUCAAUGAGCAGGCUGAAUUUUUUUAAUAAAGCUAAUAAAUGUAAUAUGGGAGAAUAGUAGAAUAUUCUUUACAGUCAUGGAAUUGAUAUAACAUCCGUUUGGUGGGAAAUGCCAUAAUUUUCUGCAUGCAUCUCAAUUCGUUAAUUUUUUUCGCCUCAUACAGUCUUGUGUUUGUAGGCUAGGUUAUAAAACAUAAUAUUUCAAAUAGAACUGAAUGGAAAGGGGAAGAGUAAAAAAAGCAGGCCUACUUGUUUGAAAAAUACCAGGGCAUGAUGGCUGGUAUUUCUAGAAGUUGGUGAAAAAAGAGAAGAUGAGUGAGAACUUGUAAUUUCCUGAAUGACAACACAUACUGUCAAAAGAGAAUCACAAGACGGAGAGAUGUGUCUGUACAUAAAACUGUGUCUCUGCCUGCUUUUACAGACUAGACUUGGACUCCAGUCAUCUGAUCGUAGGCCCACAAGAAUCUUUGCUUCAAUUUGAGACAGUGUCCGUUUACCAUGUGGUACAUCCUACAUCAAUUCCUGCUCCUCUGUUACCUGGAGUAUAGUGAAAGAUGGGUUUCAUAACCAAUUAGAACUAUCAGGCAAGGUGAAAGCGGAUGGUCCAAACUCAGGAAGAGCCAGUCGACUGAAAGUGGGACAUGACUGCUCUCUACAUAUUCAAACUCUUGAAAUAGACGAUGGAAGAGUUUACACCUGUGAAGAUGGGGCUACCAGUGCAAGUGUUUCUCUUCAGCUUCUCAACAUUACUCUGGCAACAGACACCAAUACAGCACCAGAGAUGGAUAUCAAGCUCCAAUGUUACCUGAAUAUAUUCUCAGGCCUUGUCCCACAAUGCAACCAUAGUGAAAUAAAGCUGAAUUGGCUGAAUGAGGCCAAUACAGUGCUACAGGGAGAGAGAUUUCAAACCGAACGUUCAUCUGCUUGCUUCUCUACGCUGACCAUCCGAGGUGUCAGGAAGACAGACCAUCACAGGAAGUGGCGGUGUCAACUGAUUGAAGGAGAGGUUGUGAAGACGUCCCUCAGCUAUACCACAGAAAUUACAGGAGGUAUAGAGGAAGUAUUUGUCGCAGUGGGUGAGUCAGUAUCACUUCCCUGUGCCACCCACUCCUCUCUUGAGGUGGGCAGCAGAUUCCAGUGGACUUUGGGUCAAAGGUCACUGUCCAGUCUGUCUUGGUCAGGCGAUGUCUCAGCUGGAACUCAGGGGCACCUUCCUGCAUCUCACAUCAGCCAAGAUGGGUCUUUGGUCAUCAGCAACGUGAAAACACUGCAUUCUGGGCUCUACAACUGCUCGCAACAGAACAGAAUCCUACUACACACUCUGGAUGUAUCUGCAGAGUAUGCUACCACAGACGGAAACAAUCUCACCCUGACCUGCUCACUCACCUGUGUGGAAGAUUGUGGACACUUCAAUUUAUCCUGGAUUCACAGUGGCCAGGAUGGGUUGCAGAGUGGCCCUACAGGACAUAACAACACCCUCAUCUCCAAACUCUUCCUCCCUGACCGCCAGGGCACAGAGAAGAUAGCCUGCGCCGUGCUCAGAGAGGGGGUUGAAAUGGCUGUAAAGGAGUGGACCAUCCAGAGAGGUCAUGUUCUACCUGCAGUGGGAUGGUCAGUCCUUCUGCUACUGCUGCUCUGUGCUGUUGGAGGGGGCGUGUAUUGGAAGAGGCAGGGCAAGGGAAGUGCCGCUCUAGGAGAAGAACAGCUGACACCUGUUGGAAUGACUCAUCUCUAUGACGAGAUUCAAGAUCAACCAAUUCAACCUUCCGGAGUAACCAACAACAGUUUCUAUGAUCUUCUGCAGGCUGGGAACUGAGUGUAAUGUCAUGUCCUCUAUCUUUAGGCUAUUAGUUAAGUUUUAAAUCUAAUUUGACUACUUUGUACUUUGCAUUGUUUUGUGGUUUGGAACAUUAUAAGUGUCACCAUGACAUCAAGUCUAUGCAGGUUGUUUUUUAUGAUGGAAAUAAAUUCAUAAAAAGAAAAUAACCUCUAUAGAAUAUCACCAGUUACCACAGUUAAAAACCCAGACAUAAGUUGGUUACAGGAACACAUUCAGUAUGACUCCUCAGUGUGGGGGGUUGAUGGCUAAGUCUUCCCACCUCAUGUCUUAAACAUCACUCUGCUGACUUUCACAUCCCACAUGAAACCUGGUAGCUUCUCUUCAGCAGUGUAAAACUGUAGAUGUAUGGGACUGAGACAAGACACAUAAUACAUGAGAGUGAACAGAGAAGUGUGUUUAUUUCAUACUGGAUGGCAGUAGGUGAGCAUUAGCAAUACAAGUAAAAACCCCAGAACAGCAUGUCUCUGUCUGGAACAGCUCCCAACUACACAUCAUUUGGUGUAGAAAAGCGUCAGCUAAAGUUGUUCCACCAUGGGGUCACAAAUAGAGGAAUAUGUCCAAUCAAAUCAAGCUAAAUACAAUUGGUCACCUCAUCCAUUUGAUUAUUUCACAACUAAGAUUGUUAUACUAUGUAGGCUAUACCAGGGGUUGAAAGAUAAGAUUGUUAUUGUGUAAUACUAUGUAGGCUAUACCAGGGGUUGAAAGAUAAGAUUGUUAUUGUGUAAUACUAUGUAGGCUAUACCAGGGGUUGAAAGAUAAGAUUGUUAUUGUGUAAUACUAUGUAGGCUAUACCAGGGGUUGAAAGAUAAGAUUGUUAUUGUGUAAUACUAUGUAGGCUAUACCAGGGGUUGAAAGAUAAGAUUGUUAUUGUGUAAUACUAUGUAGGCUAUACCAGGGGUUGAAAGAUAAGAUUGUUAUUGUGUAAUACUAUGUAGGCUAUACCAGGGGUUGAAAGAUAAGAUUGUUAUUGUGUUAUACUAUGUAGGCUAUACCAGGGGUUGAAAGAUAAGAUUGUUAUUGUGUAAUACUAUGUAGGCUAUACCAGGGGUUGAAAGAUAAGAUUGUUAUUGUGUAAUACUAUGUAGGCUAUACCAGGGGUUGAAAGAUAAGUGGGUGAAUAUCAUAAAAAAGCAUUUACAGAUGUUUUGUGAAGGGUUCGGUAAGACAUGGUGUGUUGAUUGGAAGAUGUUUUGUGAAGGGUUCGGUAAGACAUGGUGUGUUGAUUGAAAGAUGAUUAUUCUUUUCACUGGCAUUGAACUGAAAAAAAAAAUAAAAAAAUACAAUGUAAUGAAAUGUUAAUUGUUUACAGAA